Plenodomus lingam JN3 is the source of this 3585-nucleotide messenger RNA. RefSeq names its product pre-mRNA processing RNA-helicase (gene PRP5). Lineage: Eukaryota; Fungi; Ascomycota; Dothideomycetes; Pleosporales; Leptosphaeriaceae. The record is from RefSeq and is a predicted model, not a curated record. Gene Ontology annotation, molecular function: ATP binding; RNA helicase activity; nucleic acid binding.
AUGGCGACGCGCCAUGCUGAUACUUCAAGGUACGACCGCGAUCGAGGACGUUACUCUCCACCACGCCGUGGUCGUGAUAGGUCGCCUGCUGGACGCCGAGAUCGUUCGCGCGAUCGCCAUGGUGACCGCCAUGGUGACCGCUAUGUAGCAGGAGGAGGUGCUGGUGGUGGUGGCAGCGACGGCCGCGGUGGUGGUGGAGCGGGCCCCCGUGUGAGGGACGACCGCGACCGCCGGGACAGAGACAGAGGAGUCGACCGCCGUGAUGACAGGCGUGAUGAUCGCCGUGAUGACCGCCGUGACCGCGAUAGCUAUCGUCGCCGUUCCCGUUCUCCACCUCGCCGGGAUCGUGACCGCUCUCGAGACAGAUACGGUGAUCGCUACAGGCGUGGAGACCGUGAACGUCCAUACGAUGAUCGUGACAGGUACGACGGUGGGAGACGUUCUACUUCUCGUCGACCCGGUUCAUCGCGCGCUUCGGGUACACCGGCGCCAGAUGCCAGGCGUGACGGCGACAGGCGAAGCAGUACAUCGUACGACGACAAGAAGAAGACACCAGAGCAGAUUGCAAAAGACAAGCUCGCUGAGCGGGCUGCAAAGCUAGCCGAAUGGAAGAAGCGCAAUGCGGAGCGCCUGGCCAAAGACAAGCCCGACACUCCUGGCAACGAAGCUUCGCCUGCCAUCACCGCACCGUCGACACCCACGGUUGCUGGUGCUUCACCUGCUGCGAGUGAGGCGAAAGCAAACACUCCCAAGACUAAAGUCCUCCAGAAGAUUCCUACUGAGAAAGGCAAGCAGAAGCAGCCGGAGAAGCCGACCUUCAAGAUUGAUGAGUCGGCCGCCGCGAGGCCACUGCUUGCGAAGCCUGCAGGCACACCCGUUACCAACGCGGCUGCCAACCAGUCUGCGGUCAAAGCUAAUGGCAACAUGGGCACCUUCGGACUCAAGGCCAAGACUGCUGCGGAAGUCGAGGCGGAAAGCUCCAAGAAGGCCUUGCUCGAUGAUGAUAUCGAUACUAGGAGGCGCAAGCCCCAAGCUUUCCCAACCUUCGCCCCUCUCGAUGAGCCUGAGCAUGCAGCUGACGCAGACGAAGACGAUGCGAUGAGCGCCAUUCACAGCGACAAUGAGGAGAGCAACGCACAGCUCCAAGCUCGUCUGGAGGAGCGCCGGGCAGAGAUCGCUAACGCGAGUGCGGAGAUGGAAGACACUGUCAUGGAAGAAGCCCCAGUCGCCGCCGAAUCUGGCGAGAAGAUGGAAGUUGACGAUGACGCAGGCGCUGAAGAAGCAGAAGACGUUGACCCUCUUGACGCCUACAUGGCCGACCUUAACGAUGCGCAGCCUGGCCCUGCGGGUCCAGGUGAACCCAUGUUCAACGACGACCUCGAACCAGAACAGACAUCUGUCGAAGCAGAAGACCUUCUCGCUCUUCGCGCCGCCAGGAAAAAGAAGAAGGAAGUGCCCAUCGUCGACCACGCCAAAGUUGAGUACGAGCCAUUCCGCAAAGACUUCUACACUGAGCCAGCCGAAAUUAGCCAAAUGACACCAGAAGAGGUCGCCGAUCUCCGUCACGAACUCGAUGGAAUCAAAGUCAAGCCAGAUGAUGUUCCCCGACCGGUUACAAAGUGGGCUCAGAUGGGCUUGCUGCAAGCCACUAUGGAUGUCUUUACGCGCGUACGUUAUGAGCGCCCCACUUCCAUUCAGGCACAAGCUAUCCCCAUUGCUGAGUCUGGCCGUGACCUUAUCGGUGUAGCCAAAACUGGCUCUGGAAAGACACUUGCAUUCGGUAUUCCCAUGAUUCGUCAUAUUCUUGAUCAGCGCCCACUCAAGGGUUCCGAUGGACCUAUUGGUCUUAUUCUUGCUCCUACUCGAGAACUUUCUCUGCAAAUUGUCAGUGAGCUGAAGCCUUUUCUCAGUGCUUCCAAUAUCACGAUCAAGUGUGCUUAUGGUGGCCAACCUAUCUCUGAUCAGAUUGCCAUGAUCAAGCGAGGCGGUAUCCACAUUUUAUGCGCCACUGCGGGACGACUCAUUGAUCUGUUGCAAAGCAACUCGGGUCGAGUGCUCAAUUUCAAACGCAUUACAUACGUUGUGCUUGAUGAGGCUGACCGCAUGUUCGACAUGGGCUUUGAGCCUCAAGUGAUGAAGAUCCUUGCAACUAUCCGUCCAGACCGUCAGACUAUUCUCUUCUCUGCUACGUUUCCCAAGAGCAUGGCUUCGCUAGCCCGCAAAGCUCUGAAUAAGCCUGCAGAAGUCAUCAUCGGUGGUCGCAGCAAGGUUGCUCCUGAAAUCACUCAAAUCAUCGAGUUUGUUCCCCCAUCUUACGAGAAGAAGAUUGCCAAGCUGCUACUACAUCUCGGCCAAGUCUUCUCUGAGAAUGAGAACUCGCAAGUAUUGAUCUUCACCGAACGACAGGAGACUGCUGAGGAUCUUUUGUCAAAGCUUUUCAAGGUUUCUUAUCUAUCUGUGAACACAAUUCACGGCGCAAAAGAUCAGACUGAUCGUAACGAAGCUCUCAAUGAUUUCAAACAAGGUGUCCUUUCUAUUCUCAUCGCUACGUCUGUCGCAGCUCGCGGGCUUGAUGUUCCCGGCCUUGCACUGGUGUUCAAUUUUGACUGCCCUACACAUUUGGAAGAUUACGUCCACCGCUGUGGACGUACUGGACGUGCUGGCAAUAAAGGGACUGCCAUAACUUUGAUCGAAGACCCUGGUCAGGAGCGCUUUGCUGUUCAUGUCGUCAAAGCUUUGAAGGAGAGCGAUACUGAAGUGCCGGAACAACUACAAAGGAUGGCUGACGCAUUCCAUGAGAAGGCCAAGACGGGUGCUGAAAAGUACUACGGCGGUUUCGGUGGCAAGGGUCUUGACAAGCUUGAUGCUGCACGUGCUUUUGAGAAGAAGAUUCAGAAACGCGCACUUAAGAUCGAAGGCGUGGAGAGUGACGAAGAGGAGGAAGUUAAAUUACCUGUAAUUAAGGCGGCCGAAGGCUCUGCUACUGCUACUGCUACUGCUACAGUUCCUGCUUCUGCUGCUGGUACUGGCACCGUUACCGCCAAGUCUGCUGACGCAACCGCAGCUGAUGAGGACACACCGACUUGGAUGAAGCUGCUUAACAGCAAGAUCAUUGUUAAGAAGACUGAACGGCCGGAAGCCGCGCCCAGCGGUGCCCCAAUGUCUCGCAGAGAAAAGGCCAUGCUAGCUGCCCAAAAGGUCGACGGUCGUCUUAGCAAGAAGGGCGCGAUCCAUGCUGGUCAACCUAUCGACAACAAGGGUCCGGAUGCAGGUCUCUACCACGCCACCAUUGAGAUCAACGACUUCCCGCAAAAGGCUCGCUGGGCCGUUACCAACCGUACGAACGUUGCGAAGAUCCUCGAACAGACUGGUGUGUCGAUCACCACCAAAGGUACCUUCCAUCCACCAGGAAAAGAGCCGGCAGAGGGCGAACAACCCAAAUUGUACAUCUUAGUUGAGGGUGAUACGGAAAAUGUAGUCACGGAAGCUAUGAUGGAACUCACGCGUCUGCUGCGCGAGGGCACCAUUGCAGCGGAGGAAGCAGCGGCACAAACCCGGGUUCCUGGGCGUUACAGCGUCAUCUAA